This is a messenger RNA of Vespa velutina, 5313 nucleotides long. It is a transcript of the gene l(3)mbt, whose product is annotated as lethal(3)malignant brain tumor-like protein 4. Gene Ontology annotation, cellular component: nucleus. The transcript is spliced from 18 exons. Lineage: Eukaryota; Metazoa; Arthropoda; Insecta; Hymenoptera; Vespidae. Gene Ontology annotation, molecular function: protein binding; zinc ion binding. Gene Ontology annotation, biological process: regulation of DNA-templated transcription. The record is from RefSeq and is a predicted model, not a curated record. The coding region runs from base 1104 to 4850 and encodes 1248 amino acids.
UAUCGAAUUGUGGAGGAGCCGUUGUCGAUCAUCGAUCAUCGAGCAAAUGGAUUCAGAACUUUACUUGAAAAUUGCUUUCACUUGCAGUAAAUAUAUGUGGUGUGCGUUGGUCAGGGAAGAGGUGGGAGUAGAGGAUGAGGAGGAGUUAGAAAAGUUGUUCGAUUGGUUAUUACCGUCGGAGCGUCAUACCUUAUUUGCGUCGCGAUAGGUUAGGUUCGCAUGGCUUGCCGCGCCGUUGCUACUAUGCUUCGAGCCUAUGAGGAUAUAGCGCUGUAGCGUAGAGAGGACCAAAGCUCGAAUGCUUAAAAGAUAGGUGCGGGGUUUUCGUUAAAAACCGUGGUUUGUGCGAUAACUUCCUUCUCGAUUCUAUCCAGAGAAAAAAUCAUUUUAGAGAGAUAAGAUUUUUUCUCGCGAAGGGAUAUCUCUCGGUCUGUCCUUUCGUUCUUUCGUUAUACCAGUGAAAAGUGUGCGUCGUGCAUACGUACGUGCGGGCUGUACUGUUGAGACUCGCUCAUGAUACGCGACGGACGAUUUGCUAAAGUAUUUGAAUGAAGGCAUACUUGGCGCAGGAAUCACGGUGGUACGUUAAUCGCGGUUUAUAAGUAUCACCGCAGACACGGGAAGAAAAUUUAUUUUUUAAAUAUUUGCGAUAUUUCAAAGUGUGAAAGAAACGUAACUGUGCUCUCGGCAAUAAUAACUGGGGGCGCGUGUUUCAAAUUGCUUUACUUGCUAGAUCCGACGCCCAGUCAUGUAAUAUUGUCGGAAGAACGAUUUUGUGAAUUAAGUGCAGAGUGCAGUUUAACUAUAGUUACUCCUUAAAAAUACGAAACUUAUUACAUAUCCGUUCUAACGCAAUUAAUUGGAAAAUUAUGUAACUAGGAAAAAUUGAAUUUCCUUAUAGGAACGACUUAUUAGGAGUCAUUUUCCUGUUUUUCUUAACUCUUUCGUGCCCGAAGACGUGUCUAUAAAUAAUUAUUGGACGAGUAAACGAUUAAUAUCAAUGAGAGGGUGUUAUUAAUUCUCCUUGUUUCUCUAGAAACUUUUAUUGGUAAUUUGUGUCCAUCGCUUGACUAUCAUUUUCUCAUUACCAAACAUGAUUAACAAUGAAAUAUUUAAGAAUGGACGAAGAAAUAGUAGUUGACGACAUAGAUGAUAAUAGUAUAACAGAAUCGCAAUUGGACGAUUCUACUACUCCAGUUAUGCCUCUAUUAUACAUUCAACAGGGCAAAAUGCGUUCUGGUCAGACAACAGCUGCAAAUCAGACGCUUGUUUCACCGACUGCUACCCAACUUGCUGCCAUUAUUAAUCCUGUCAAUAAUCAGAUUGUUACCGGACAAAAUAAAGUAUUUAUACAGGGGCCAGGUCAGGUUACCACUUCUCAAAAUAAGCAACACAUUGUAAUUCAUCGUCCAGUUAAUACAGUUAAUACAACAAAUGCUGCGCAAGGACAGAAACACAUAUUACUUAGAAAAUCAAAUGCGUCUACCGCACAGAUAGUACCCUUGAAUACUUCUCAGGGUAAUCAGACGAAUCCUCAAUCGGGAAAGCAUACGUUUGCGUACCUUGGGACUCUUAUUAAGCCAAAUAAAUCGCGCGAAUCUGUUGUAAUCCCAGCAGGAGCCUUAACGACUACUCAAAUAACUAAGCCAAAGCUAGUUAUCGCCCCAGUUAUAUCGCAAUUGGCACAGACAUCGACAAGUACGACUGCUGGCUCGCAAAGUCAACCACCUAAACAUAUGACGAAUUUGUUAUUACCUGUUAGCAUUCCCCAACAAAGCGGACCUGCCAAAUCGAGCAUGUUUAAUUUGAAGAUCAAUAACGGUCAAAUCAGUACAGACAGUAAGGGAACGAUUACAGUUUUAAGGGAAUCCAAAACAACAAACUCAACUACACAUCCUCCACCAUUGCAUCCAAUAGCGAAAAUGAGUUUAUUAAGUGCGAAUAAAGGAAACAAUAAUUCUACAGAUAGUAUAAAGAUUACGGAAAAUCCGGAUUCGGCGGUUAUUACGCCUAUACCUAAAAAGGACGAUACUACGAUGCCGGAAAAAAGAAAAAAAACAAUAAGUAAUAUUUUAAGAGGUUCUAGUGAAAAGCGAUUAAAGAAACAAAAGCCCUCGCAAGAGACUAUGGCAGAUGUUACUUAUUCGCUCAGUAGUCCUGAGUCUGAACAGGAUAAAGAUAAAAAGGUGCAAAACGAUGAUGACAUUACUUUGAUUAAAGUAAUUCCUAGCGAAGACAAAUCAAUGAAAUUAAAUACGAGCGUAGACGAUGACAUAAAAAUAGAAAUAAUUAAAACCCCUACGAGUUGUACAGUUGAGCCUAUGUCGGAGAAUAAACACGAAAUGAAAAUUAAUCACGAAGAUAUGAAGGAUCACUUCAAUGUUUCUCAGCAAAAUGAUUCCAAUUUUGAUGCUGCUAAAGCAUUAGAUUGGAAAGAUGGCGUAGGUACCUUACCAGGAAGUACACUAAAGUUUUGUAUGAAUGAAUUUGGGAUUAUGGAAGUCGUCGAAGAGGAUGAAACAAGUAAGCAGAGUAAAGAUGGAAAUAUUGGCGAUAAGGAAAACGUAUGCCUAAUGCAGAAUUCUUCCAAAUCCAGUCUCGUUAUGACCAACAACGCAAUUAACGAGAAAAAGGCCGAAGAUCGGAAAACUAGAGCCGUGUCCGCCGAUACCGUCUAUCACUGCGAGGGCUGUGGUUGUUAUGGCCUAGCUGCAGAAUUUGAAAGUCCAAUCUCUUGCAGUCCCUCGUGCACGGAGAUAAUAGAAUCUAAGAAGCAGCCUUCAAUGCGGAAAGAGAAAGAUUUAAAAGAUUUGCGCGUAAAGCGAAAACGAAAAAGAUUGUUACAAGAACAACAGCAAGCAAAAGAAACGGAAGAAAAAUUUGAUGAAAAAUUGCAGGAGAAAGUAAAGUCUGAGACGGAUGAGGAUACUAAGGACACCAUCGGAGGGAUAGACGACGAAUGUCAAGGAAUAGAUUCCUCCGAAUCUAAGUUUCCGUGGCAAACUGGGAAACUUGGUUUCUCUUGGCCUAAAUAUCUCGAACAUUGUAAAGCCAAGCCUGCACCCGUUAAACUAUUUAAGGAUCCAUUUCCAUAUGGCAAAAAUAAUUUUAAAGUUGGAAUGAAGUUAGAGGGAAUAGAUCCUGAACAUCCAUCCCGCUAUUGCGUCCUUACGGUAGUCGAAGUUGUAGGCUAUAGGAUACGUUUGCAUUUCGAUGGUUAUCCAGAGAAUUAUGAUUUUUGGGUGAAUGCGGAUAGCAUGGAUAUCUUUCCAGUUGGAUGGUCCGAGAAAAAUGGACAUCGUUUGGAUCCACCGAAGGGUUAUGUACCCAAUAAUUUCAAUUGGAACGCCUAUCUUAAAAUUUGUAAAGCUCCUGCAGUUCCAAAAAAUGUAUUUUCCAAUAAAAGCUCCGUUUUUCCAACUGGAUUUCGCGUGGGCAUGAAGCUGGAAGCAGUCGAUCGUAAACACUCGUCUUUAGUUUGCGUAGCUAGUAUAGCGUGUUUAAUGGAUUCCCGGAUUUUAGUUCAUUUUGAUUCCUGGGACGAGGUAUAUGAUUAUUGGGCGGAUGCGAGUUCCCCGUACAUUCAUCCCGUCGGAUGGUGUCAUCAUAAUGGCCAUAGUCUUACUCCGCCCAACAAUUAUAAAGAUCCGAAGUCCUUUACAUGGGACACUUAUCUAAGAGAAACUCAUUCAAUGGCAGCACCAGCUAGAGCUUUUAAACAACGACCACCUUGUGGGUUUAAGCGCGGUAUGAAAUUGGAAGUAGUGGACAAAAGAGUUCCUCAACUUAUUAGAGUAGCCACUGUCGAGGAUGUGAAGGAUCACAUGUUGAAAAUACGUUUCGAUGGAUGGCCAGAGAAUCACGCUUAUUGGAUCGAUGACGAUUCUGCGGAUAUACAUCCGAUGGGAUGGUGUCUAAAAACUGGACAUCCAUUAGAAGCACCAUUAACGCCGGAUAAUUUAAACGAUAGGCCAGAAUGUGGUACAUAUGGGUGUCGUGGUAUAGGACACGUAAAGGGUCCUAAAUUUGCCACCCAUAAUUCAGCGUCUGGUUGUCCAUAUUCACCUCAAAAUUUGCAUAAAGUUAGACAAGUGUCCGAUAGAUUGAAUAUAAAACACGAGACCUGCGAUUUCGACGAAGAAUCGCAGGAAAAAUUAAAAGUCGACAAGAUUGAUAAAUUGAAAACGGAUAAGUUUGAAAAGUCUGAAAAAGUGGAAAAGACGGAAAAAAUGGAGAAACUUUCAUCCUCCGAAGAACGCUUGUUGAAGACUGAAAAAGAUGUCAAACAAGAGGAUGGAGAAUCUGAUAAAAAUGAUAAGUCGGAAAAUUCUGAAAGAUCGAGCAAGUCGAAAAAUCAUCACAGUGACGGACAAACGGACGACGAUGAGAUUUCGAGAAAACGAAAGAAAAGACGGCCAAUUUCCGAUGAUCCAUUAUAUACCAUUUCAAAUUCGACGUACAGUGACGCGGUUCUGACUGCCAUUCCAUAUGCUGCCAAUAUGCCAGAUAAACAAUUGCGUACAGAAUUAUAUCAGUCAGUUUAUAAUCCUGGUUACAAUCCGCUACCAGAUGCACCGCACAUAUGGGCGAAACAUAGUAACGCUUUAAAUAGAGUUGUAUCGAAGCAAAAUACAAAUCCUCGUCGUUGGUCCAACGAAGAGGUGAUUAAGUUUAUUCAGAGCGUACCUAAUUGCAAGGAAAUCGGUAAUAUUUUCAGGAAACACAAUAUUGACGGAGAAGCAUUUUUAAUGCUCACGCAAGAAGAUUUAGUAUCGCUAUUAGGUUUACGCUUAGGACCAGCAAUAAAGCUUUAUAACAGUAUAGUUUUAUUACGUCGGAGGGCCACGUGAAUAUUUUGUUGAAAAGAAAAUCAACGAAACGACGACGAAAGUAUUUCCCACAAGAGAAGAGGAGAAAUAAAGUUUAAGGGGAAAAGUUGUUAUUAAAAUGAAAUUAAUUAUUUAUUAAUGAGGUUGUCAGAAAUUUCUAAGGGAACGGAAAUUUCUUAGGUUCGUGAUUUUCUUUGUAAUUGGUAUAUAUUUAUUUCAAAUUUCGAAUUAAUUUUUUUUACAAAUUAUACGAAAGGUCAAAUAUCAAUCGUGCGAUGGGAAAAAUUUUACUCUUGCGAUUUGGAUCGAUGAUCGCAUCGAGUCAUUAUAAUAUAGUUCAGAUAUCUACGCAUGACAAGUACUUACAAUUGUCCAUUAUAAUUUUUUCGUAUAUUAUCAAGUGAAUUCGAUCAUGUACAAAUGUAAAUAUAAUCAUCUUAAUAAUUAAUUAUUGUAAUAAGAAAGAGACUGUUUAAAUCAUUGA